Molecule: messenger RNA, 2556 nt
Organism: Oryzias latipes (Japanese medaka)
Lineage: Eukaryota; Metazoa; Chordata; Actinopteri; Beloniformes; Adrianichthyidae
Gene: mef2b
Product: myocyte enhancer factor 2b
Biological process (GO): heart development; positive regulation of transcription by RNA polymerase II; cell differentiation
Molecular function (GO): RNA polymerase II cis-regulatory region sequence-specific DNA binding; histone deacetylase binding; protein dimerization activity
Source: RefSeq, a predicted model, not a curated record
GGAAGGACUGCGCUUGCGCAGAGAUGGCCAGCUGUUGGAAGGCAGCGCGCGGCGCUCCUUCAACACUCGCUGUUCUGCAUCAGAGCAGUCUCCCACCAUCAGCAGACUCUUCCGCUCCUCUGAGGCUUCUGACUGACACCUGCGCACUUCUGCUCACUUCCAGCAAAUGAGAGAGACUACAAAAGGCCCCCAGAAAGUUCGGCAAAAGGUUUUAGAAAAGAAGAAGAAAAAUGGGAAGAAAGAAAAUACAGAUUUCUCGUAUUCUCGACCAGAGAAACAGACAGGUGACCUUUACCAAACGUAAGUUCGGUCUAAUGAAGAAGGCUUAUGAACUAAGUGUGCUCUGUGACUGUGAAAUCGCCCUCAUCAUCUUCAACAGCACCAACCGUCUGUUCCAGUACGCAAGCACAGACAUGGACAAAGUGCUUCUCAAAUACACAGAGUAUAGCGAGCCCCACGAAAGCCGCACCAACACUGACAUCCUGGAGACCCUGCGGAGGAAAGGUCUUGGUCUGGACAGCUCAGAGCUCGACAGCGAGGAGAAUGUGCGGGUGACAGCUGACAAAUACCCCCUCAGUGAGAGCUUGGAUCUCUCUGUGGCUCGUCAGCGUCUCUACGGCCCUGCACUGCAUUCCCCAGAAGCACAGCUCAUGGCGUCUGCAGGCUGUGAAAACAGUUUUCCCAACUCCUCUGCAUCAAACUUGACCUCCAACAGGCCGCCAAGCUUUAAACCUCUGAGCUGUAGGCCAGGCUCCUCCAGCCCUGCUGCAUCACAUGUGCACGGUACGCUCAUGUCUCCUCACACAGGUAUUGGUUAUUCAGUGUUCUCCCAUGGCAGCGUGAAUCGAGCUCUGGACAUGAAAAGUCCUCCUCCUCUGAACCUGGGCAGCGACAACCUGCAGGCAGAUGCUGCAAAUCCAGGCAUGGGAUCCACACGGGCGAACCAUAACUCUGCUAGGGGUUUCUUGUACCAGGGCCUGCAAGCGGGCAACUCCAUGGUGGCCAUGGGCAAGGCGGGGCUUUUGAGUCACGGUUUGGGCGGCUAUGGCUUUCCGACCUCUGGAACUCCUGAGUACAGCCAGCCGUGUUUCUACCAGUCUGUUUCCUUUCAACGGGGAACUGGGAAUCCUUGGCAACCAGCAGUUCUGCCUCAGCACGCCUAUGGGUCGCAUGUGAGCUCUGGGAUGUCCAGCGGAGGGGGCUCUUUCCCAAGUCAGACUUGCUCCUCAGACUCUGCACACUUGCCCUCCCUCAACCUCAGCAUCAAAUCAGAGAGAAGCUCUCCUGAGCACAUGCCUUCACCUUCCACCCCUCCUCUUCACCACCUCCGGCAGGGAUCUCCAAUGAACAACCCUGAUCCCGUUUGCCGCACGCCUCCGGAAACACAUCUAACCAAUGGGGUCAAGGUGUUUCCCAAAGCUGGCUACCUCCACGAGGAAGAGGUGGGAGGGCAUUCACUCAGGCCGUUGGAGACGGAUGACGGCUGGCAGAGAUAGCCAGCUCUGCCCUCCACCAGCACCUCCCUUUCAGCUGACCUGGAGGUCAUGGAGAAAUGCCCCACAGAUGUUUGCCCUCACAGAGCCGGUCUCUCCUGGGUGGUGGAGAAAUCCCCACUUGCUUGAUCACAUGAAGUGAAAGGUCUGACACUGACUCUGAUUAGUGUCACUCUGAUUAGUUUCUUUUUAGUUUAUGUUGAAUCCUAAAUUAUUCAACUCAAAGUGUUUGUUCACAACUUCAAAUGCUUUAGUGGUGAAGUCAACUGAAUGCUUCUACAUCCAAAGAGUUUUGGCUUCCAUCAAAUAUUCUCUGAAGCCUGAGCGAAUCUUAAGCUUUCUUACCUUUUCUGACUCAACCACCUUUCUAAAGAUGCUAAAAGCCUGAUUGACGUGUUGAGUGAUCACAGCACAGGUUUUUUUAAAGUUCUCCUUUCCUAUGGAUAGACUUGGCCUGUCUACAUUUGAAUGGCAACCAAUGUCUCCAAUCAGGAGUGAGCAUGUUAGAAGGCCACGCCCCUACCACUGAAAGAUACAUCAUUCAGUCUAAAACAUUGGCUAUGUUUACACUGCAGGCUGAAAUGACCCAAUUCUGAUUUUUUUACUCCUAUGCGACCUGUAUCUGAUCUAUUCAUUACAGUCUGGACGACACAAAUCCAAUCUUUUCAAAUGUGACCCAGGCCACUUGGGUAUGUCGUCCGGAAUCCGAUACCUAUCCGAUCUUUUGAAAUGCGACCACCGUCUGACCGACCAUGCCACAUGAAUACGACCUGUACGUCAUUGUUAAGCUACAAAAGUCAUCAUUCUGCGUUGAAGUAGGCGGGAACGAGAACAUAAACCACAACCAUGGUGGACGAUGCUGCUGAGACCAGUCAGUGGAAGGGAAGCGAGGUCACCGAUUGGAUUCAUAUUUGGGGUGACAGCUCUAUUCAGGCCAAACUCAAGGGCUUUUAUAGCAACCAGGCGGCUUUUGAAAAUAUUUCCAGCGAAAUGGCCGAGCGUGGUGUUGAACCUUCCCCGCGAUUACUUUUUUCUCUCGUUCCGACCGUGGUCAGAAGCGCGG